AUGAGGUCACGAAACGAGGUAAUUCAAGUACGAUGUGUUGAGAUCAAACUCAAGGUCAAUAAUAACAACAACAACAACGAUUACAACAACGACGACAACAACAACAACAGGAGACGAGAGACGAAGCGCAGGGACAAAACCACAGAGAAGGAGUUGAUUUAUUCUGUUGUCGCCCCCUGA
Molecule: messenger RNA, 180 nt
Organism: Xyrichtys novacula (pearly razorfish)
Lineage: Eukaryota; Metazoa; Chordata; Actinopteri; Labriformes; Labridae
Source: the annotation of a GenBank genome assembly